AUGCUGACAGGGCCCUGGCGACCAAAGCGCAAGCCGUCAAGUCCCUCCGAGAAUUACAUCAGAGUGGUAAAAUUGAAGAACGAGCUGCCGGUUGUCUACCAUGCUUUGCAGGACCCUUCGCAGAGCGUGACCCCGGAGAUCAUUACUACACUAAACGAGAGAAUUGAAAAACUUCAGUAUGAGCUUUCUACUAUCAAGGCUGAAGAGAAGACGGUCCGAGCUGCACUAGCAGCGUUUGAAGCCAAGCCGCGACUUUCCGAUCUGCGGCAAGAUAUUGAACGACUCAAGGAAGAACGAGAUGCUCUCCAAGCAGGAAUUCCCAGAUUCCAGGAGGGCGCAGUGGGAAUGCAGCCUCAAGAGCGCGAGAAGCUUGAAAAGGAUUGGAAACAAUGGCAACGUCAUACUACCCUCCGUCGUCGGAUGUGUAAGGACCUAUGGGGGAAGUGUACCGAGAUUUUACCAGACAAUAUGACCUUGCAAGAGCUUUGGGUAAGUCUUCAGACUUCUGUGUAUGUGCUAAUGCUGGGAUCAGCUGGCGCGUGCUAA
Messenger RNA from Penicillium angulare, 546 nucleotides. RefSeq lists its product as uncharacterized. Gene Ontology annotation, biological process: meiotic strand invasion involved in reciprocal meiotic recombination; meiotic joint molecule formation; homologous chromosome pairing at meiosis. NCBI's taxonomy places the organism in Eukaryota, Fungi, Ascomycota, Eurotiomycetes, Eurotiales, Aspergillaceae. The transcript is spliced from 2 exons. The record is from RefSeq and is a predicted model, not a curated record. Gene Ontology annotation, cellular component: DNA recombinase auxiliary factor complex; condensed nuclear chromosome. The coding region runs from base 1 to 546 and encodes 181 amino acids. Gene Ontology annotation, molecular function: recombinase activator activity; double-stranded DNA binding.